AUGCUCUCUGUGGAAUUGUCGGCCUACUUGGCUCUCAAGGCUCUAGCAUUGGCACUUGUUCCAUACUACAUCGGCUUCGCGCUCUACAAUGUCUUCUUCCACCCGCUGAGGCGCUACCCUGGCCCCCGGCUGAUGGCUGUCAGCCGGCUCCCCAUCGUGUUCGGGGUCAUGACGGGCCACUCGACGGGGUGGAUCAACCAGAUGCAUGCAAAGUACGGGCCAGUGGUGCGCGUCGCCCCGGACGAGCUGAGCUACGCCAGCGCCAGCGCCUGGAAGGACAUCUACGGCAGCCAUCCCGCGCGCCCGGGGGGCAUGCCGCGCGAUAUGACCUUUUUCCGGUCGGUGGAAGACCAGAACGGGAUCCAUUCGAUCCUCUCGGCCAACAAUGAAGACCACGCGCGCAUGCGGCGCCUGUACGCGCAGGCAUUGUCCAAGCGGGCGCUGGCCCAGCAAGAACCCCUGAUCCUGGGCCACGUGAACCGGAUGAUGGAGAAGCUGGCGCUCGCGGCGGCGCAGAAGCAGCCGGUGGACAUUGUGGACAUGUUCAAUUUCACCCUCUUCGAUGUGGUCUGCGACCUCCAGUUCGGCGAGUCGCUUCACCUGCUGGACGACCCGACCUACCAUCCCUGGGUACGCAGCCAUCUGGGUGUCAUCCGCAGCGCCUCGCUGCUGGCCUCGCUGAUUGACUUCCCUAUCCUCCGCAUCCUCUUCAACCUGACGCUGCCCCGGCUGGUCAAGACUGAGCGCGAGAGCUACUUCCAGAUGUUGAAUGCGCGUCUGGACCACCGCCUAUCCGCCGGUGUGAAGCGGCCCGACCUCGUGCACUUCGUCAUGGAAGCCCGGACCGAGGCCGACGGCAUCUCCGAAGGCGAGCUGCGCGCGACAGCCCCCAUCAUCAUGAUGGCGGGCAGUGAGACCAGCUCCACCGCGCUCAGUGGCUGGAUGGCCCACAUGCUCCAGCAACCGGAGAUGCUCCGCCAGGUCCAGCACGAGGUGCGGGCCAAGUACCGGUCGAGCGAGGAGAUCUCGAUGCAGACCCUCAAGGACCUGCCUCUGCUCGAUGCGUGCAUCAAGGAGGCCCUGCGUGCCUACGCCGCCGUGCCCGGCAUUCUGCCCCGUAUUGUUCCGGCCCCGGGUGCCACCAUCUCAGGAGACUGGGUCCCUGAGGGAACCCGUGUGUAUGUGACGCCCUUGGCGGCGUUUCGCUCGGCGGCCAACUUCCAUGAGCCGGAGAGGUUUGCUCCGGAGCGGUGGUUUGCCCAGCCCGAGAAGCAGUACGCGCAGGAUCAGCGCGAUGCGUGCAAGCCGUUCUCGGUGGGGACUAGGGAUUGCGUUGGUCGAGAAAUGGCCCAGUAUAUGAUGCUACUCAUUCUGUGCAAUCUGAUCUUGCACUUUGACUUCGAGACCGUGCCUGCGAAUGAGACAUGGUUCUCGGGACAACGAAUCUGGACGAUUUGGGACAAACCGGCUCUGAUGGUCAAGCUGAUUCCGGUCAGGGCCUAA
This is a messenger RNA of Aspergillus fijiensis CBS 313.89, 1503 nucleotides long. Its product is annotated as cytochrome P450. Bases 1 to 1503 code for a protein of 500 amino acids. The transcript has 3 exons. The record is from RefSeq and is a predicted model, not a curated record. Lineage: Eukaryota; Fungi; Ascomycota; Eurotiomycetes; Eurotiales; Aspergillaceae. Gene Ontology annotation, molecular function: monooxygenase activity; oxidoreductase activity, acting on paired donors, with incorporation or reduction of molecular oxygen; iron ion binding.